This is a messenger RNA of Vombatus ursinus (common wombat), 3347 nucleotides long. RefSeq names its product smoothelin (gene SMTN). Gene Ontology annotation, biological process: actin cytoskeleton organization. Gene Ontology annotation, molecular function: protein binding. NCBI's taxonomy places the organism in Eukaryota, Metazoa, Chordata, Mammalia, Diprotodontia, Vombatidae. The transcript has 21 exons. Bases 152 to 3133 code for a protein of 993 amino acids. Gene Ontology annotation, cellular component: microtubule organizing center; filamentous actin. The record is from RefSeq and is a predicted model, not a curated record.
GUGCAUGGGCCUGGGCGCGCGGGGCUGCGCGGGGCUGCGCGGGCCGCUGAGCCCAGGAUCUCCCAGGAGGCCCGAGUGCCGGACCUCGGCACUGGCCGGAGCUGCCCCCUGCCAUCGGCCCUGAGAGUGAGCAGAGCUUAGAAGCUGUAAGAUGGCAGACGAGGGUCUGGCCGGGCUGGACGAAGGAGCCCUGCGGAAGCUGCUUGAAGUCACACUGGACCUGGCCGAACGGCGCCGCAUCCGCUCGGCCAUCCGUGAGUUACAGCGGCAGGAGCUCGAGCGGGACGAGGGGGCCUUGGCAUCCAAGCGCUUCCGGGCAGAGCGGCUGGAGAACAAGGAAAACUGGCUGCACUCCCAGCAGCGGGAGGAGGAGCAGCGGCAGGGGGCCCUGGCCCUGCUGUCGGGCAAGCUCGAGGCCAUCAGCGACGUGGAGGAACUGACCGCCCUGCUGCGGGCGGCCGCUGAGUACGAGGAGCGCAAGCUGAUCCGAGCUGCCAUCCGCCGAGUGCGUGCCCAGGAGAUCGAGGCGGCCACCUUGGCAGGAAGGCUGUCCGGUGCCCACGAGGACAGCGAGGGGCGGGCGGCCAGGAGGCGGGCACGCCAGGAGGCAAGGGACCAAGAACAGGAGGCCGAGCGUGUGCAGACUCAGGCCCAGACCAGUCAGUGGCAAGAAGAAGCCCCCCGCCCUGAGCGAGACGGCAUGGCCUCUGGGCCCCUCCUGCUGCUGGAUGCUCUGGGCCCGACGCCCCCUGGCCUGCCCAGCCCCGCCUCCACGCCUUCAUCCUCAGAGCCAGCCCAGUGCCCAGUGGAGGCAGGUGGCGAGGAGGCCAGUGAGAGGCCCCCCAGCACCUCCCCAGAGGAGGAACCGGGCCCUGCGAGUCCCCCCAGGGCCGCUAGCCCUGAGGAGCCCCAGCCCCUGCAGGCCCCCCAGAGCCCAGGACCCUCCCUGGCCCAGUCUAGGGAGCACGUGCCAGUGCAGCUUCUGGGCAGCAACGUCCAGAGUGGCAAGCUGGGCCCAGGCCAAAGAGAGCAGGUGGCAGAGAGAGGACUCAGGACCCCUGACGCAAAGAAAGCUGUGCCCUCUCUCCAUCAGCCCGGCCUCACUGGCCUCCCCAGCCCGUGCUCCUGCCAACGCUCUCUGUCGCUGCUCACCCCCCGCAGGGCUCAGGCUCCAGACUUCCCCAAGGCCAGCCCCUCCCCUUUCCAGAGGGCCAGCUCUGUCCGCGACCGGGUCCGCAAAUUCACAUCCUCUGAGUCACCUGCCCCCCCAGGGGCCCGGGCCCCCCAGCAGCAACGGCUCCUCAGCUCUGGGGACCGGGCAGCCCCAGGACCCCUCCAGCCAAGUUACCAGCGCCCUGGACUCACAGGCAGUGUGAAAGCAGAGCCGGGCCCUUCCUCCUUCUCCCUCAUCACCUCCAAGAUCACCAGCAGCAGCACCCGCACCUCCUCCUGGCAAGGAGAGCCCCAGAUUGUCAGAGUGGGGGCCAGGGAUCGGGAUUGCCCUAAAGAGGAGGGCCCAGGGGGGCGGAGCCUGGCCACGUCACGGGGGAGGCCCCUUGAAAACGGAGAGAGGGGGCCCCCGCCGGGCUCAGAGGAGCCCAGCACCCUGCCCGUCGCUGCCAGGCAGGCUGAGCAGGGCAGCCGGACCCCGCAACCCCGAACUGCUGGGGAGACCAGCAUGAAGACCACCUUCACCAUCGAGAUCAAGGAUGGCCGAAGCCAGCCCGUCAGCAGCCGGGUGCUGGGCCCCGUGGGCAACCAGAGGGCAGAGCUGACGCUGGGGCUUAGGGGCACCCCCGUCCACUUUGGCAGUAGCAGCACCGGUGUGGGCACCAUCAGGCACGUCAGCACCCCCGGGACCGUCAGGCACGUCGGCACCCCCGGGACCAUAACACACGUCAGCACCCCCGGGACCAUCAGGCAUGUCGGCACCCCCGGGACCAUCACUCAUGUGGGCAGCACCAGACAUGUCUCCAGUGUGGGUCACACCAACAAGAUGGAUGCCGAGGCAGUGGUGGAGACCCCCACCAUGGUGGAGCUGGCAGUGGAUGUGGCCAAUGGCAUGGAGAAGAGCCGGCCAGGGAAGGAGCCGGAGCCCCGGCCUCAGAGCAAGCUGCGCCCAGAGGAGCUGGCUGCCAUAGAAGACGAGACUGUCCUGGACAGGAUGCUGGACCAGACCACAGACUUUGAGGAGAGGCGGCUGAUCCGGGCUGCCCUUCGGGACCUCCGGCAGAGGAAGAGAGACCAGCGGGACCGAGAAAGGGAGCGGCGUCUCCAGGAAGCCCGGGCACGGCCAGGGGAGGGCCGGGGCAGUACCGCCACAGAGACCACCACUCAGCAGAGCCAGAAGUCGGCUGACGGCUCAGCUGUGAGGACCGUCACCAAGACGGAGCGGCUCGUCCACUCUAGCGAUGGCAGCCAGACCUCCCGGACCACCACAGUGGAGUCAAGCUUUGUGAAGCGAUCUGAGAAUGGCGGCAGCAGGACUGUGGUCCAGACCAAGUCUUUCAGUUCAUCCAAGAAGAUGGGCAGCAUCUUUGACCGUGAGGAUGAGACCGCGUCGAGGGCUGGCAGCCUGGCGGCCCUGGAGCGGCGCCAGGCGGAGAAGAAGAAGGAAUUGAUGAAGGCCCAGAGCCUGCCCAAGACAUCCGCAUCCCAGGCCCGCAAGGCUAUGAUCGAGAAGCUGGAGAAGGAGGGCGGGGGCGGAGGCGGCAGCCCUGCUGGCCUACGGGGGACCGUACAGCGCUCUUCCAGCUUCGGGGUCCCCAACGCCAACAGUAUCAAGCAGAUGUUACUGGACUGGUGUCGAGCGAAGACCCGAGGCUAUGAGCACGUCGACAUCCAGAACUUCUCGUCCAGCUGGAGUGACGGCAUGGCCUUCUGCGCCCUGGUGCACAAUUUCUUCCCCGAGGCCUUCGAUUAUGGCCAGCUGAGCCCCCAGAACCGGCGUCACAACUUUGAGGUGGCCUUCUCGUCAGCAGAGGUGCUGGUGGACUGCGUGCCCCUGGUGGACGUGGAAGACAUGAUGAUCAUGGGCAAGAAGCCGGACCCCAAGUGCGUCUUCACCUACGUGCAGUCCCUUUACAACCACCUGAGACGGCAUGAGCUGCGUUUACGGCAAAAAGAACUCUAGGGCGUCCCCGUUGUCCCCGUGUGCCUGCCCCCAGAGCAGAGGAGGCCCUCCCCUGCCCUUCUCCCCCCAUGUGUGGAUAAAGAAAGGCUCACAGGACAGCACGCUCCUCCCUGGCACCAGCACCCCCUCACCGCACCCCUGCCCCACCCCAAGCUCCAGCGCCCCGCUACUCACAGCGUUUCACGGUGUUUUUAUAAAUUAUUAGUUCUCAGCC